AUGGACACGCUACUUACCGCUGAGAUCGCGGCCAACGCGCCACGAUACCGCCGCAGGAGCUCAACGUUCAUCGACGGCAUUCAUGAUGUUACCGAAGAUCAGGGCAAUAUGGCUCCGGCCCAGCUGUACAGCACCAUGUCGGGCAGGUUAUUCCACUCGGGGAGAAUCGCGAUUGUCAUGGUUGGCCUCCCAGCCCGUGGGAAAACCCACAUCUGUGUCUCGAUGGCUCGCUAUCUUUCAUGGCUUGGCGUAAAGACGCGUAUCUUCCAUCUGGGCGACUAUCGCCGGGCCACUGUAGAAGGAGGCCACGUUCCGGAGGACUACUUCUACCCCAAUGCAUCGCCGGCGUCCGUCAUGCUCCGCCAAAAGAUCCUCAAGAAGUGCAGAGAGGACAUCUACGCCUGGCUGAACCACGAGAACGGCCAAGUCGCCAUCUACGAUGCCGUCAACCCUACCGCGAGCGGCCGCAUUGCGUUGGCCAAGGAGUUUGCCAAGCAUGAUGUUCAGACGCUAUUCAUCGAAUCUUAUGUCGAUGAUCAAGAGAUUCUUAAGGAGAACGCCCGCAAUGUCAAGAUCCACUCUCCUGAUUUCCAUGGCAUGGACCCUGACGAGGCGGCGAAGCACUACCUCAAGCGGAUCGAGAAGAAGAUUCCUGUUUUUGAGACGAUGGAGGAGGAGGAGCUGAACUACGUCAAGAUGAUCAACGCCGGCCGAGCCUUCUACUACAAUAAUGUCAGCUUCAACUACCUGACCCACAGAAUCGUCUUUUAUUUGACCAACCUACACAUCAAGUCCCGCACCACCUUCUUCGUCCGCGCCGGUGUUGCGGAAGACGAAGAGUCGUACAAGGCGGACGCCCCGCUCUCAUUGGAAGGGAAAGCCUACGCAAAGAAGAUGACCGAGGCACUUCUGAAACAUCGAGAGUUGGAGCGGCGGCUAUCAAUCGAACAGGGCGGCCCCGACGUGCCAUUGCGGUCUCUGACUGUGUGGACAUCUACACGACUGCGCACCAUCCAAACGGCAGAACCACUGAAGGAAUUGGGAUACAAAGUCCGGCAGCGGUCCCAGAUGAGCCAGAUCAACCCCGGCGUCUGCGAGAAGCUGUCGGAACGCGCCAUUCGCGCCAUGUAUCCCGAGGAGGUGGAGAAGCACGAACUGGACCCGUAUCAUCACCGCUACCCGCGUGCUGAGUCAUACCACGAUCUUGCGGUUCGGCUCGAGCCAAUUAUCUUGGAGCUGGAGCGCGAGCAGAAUGACCUCCUGAUUAUUGCUCACGAGAGUGUUCUGCGCGUUCUCUAUUCCUACCUCAUGCACUGCAGCACCAUGGAUAUUCCCAAAUUGAAAUUCCCGCGGGACGAGAUCAUCGAGAUCAUCCCCGCGGCAUAUCAGAACGAGGCCAAGCGCAUCCACAUUCCUGGUCUCGAUCCUAAGACGAUUCCUGGGUCGCCCGAAGACAUUCGCAUCCCCGUGCCGAGUGAGCCUGGAGCGAAUCUGCCGCCGAUUCCCGGCAUGAGCAGCCCAGAGCCCAUCGAGGUCGUUGUCACCCGUCCGCCGGAAAAGAUCGUCAACAAGGCAAAGGAGAUGGUGUCUGACAAGGUGGCGGACGAGGACUGA
This is a messenger RNA of Parathielavia appendiculata, 1614 nucleotides long. Its product is annotated as bifunctional 6-phosphofructo-2-kinase/fructose-2,6-bisphosphate 2-phosphatase. The transcript is spliced from 7 exons. NCBI's taxonomy places the organism in Eukaryota, Fungi, Ascomycota, Sordariomycetes, Sordariales, Chaetomiaceae. Gene Ontology annotation, biological process: fructose 2,6-bisphosphate metabolic process; fructose metabolic process. Gene Ontology annotation, molecular function: fructose-2,6-bisphosphate 2-phosphatase activity; ATP binding; 6-phosphofructo-2-kinase activity. The record is from RefSeq and is a predicted model, not a curated record. Gene Ontology annotation, cellular component: cytosol. Bases 1 to 1614 code for a protein of 537 amino acids.